Messenger RNA from Sarcophilus harrisii (Tasmanian devil), 1957 nucleotides. RefSeq names its product acyl-CoA binding domain containing 6 (gene ACBD6). The record is from RefSeq and is a predicted model, not a curated record. Gene Ontology annotation, molecular function: fatty-acyl-CoA binding; protein binding. The transcript is spliced from 8 exons. The coding region runs from base 1 to 852 and encodes 283 amino acids. Lineage: Eukaryota; Metazoa; Chordata; Mammalia; Dasyuromorphia; Dasyuridae.
AUGGCUUCCCCCUACCCGGCCCCGGGGACCACGACUGGCGACAGCGGCGGAGAGCUGAGCUCGGGGGACGAGUCCGGGGACGUGGGGGAUUCCCCGCCCGGCCUCGAGGGGGAGGCCCCCAGGAACCUGGUGGAGCUCUUUGAGAAGGCGGCGGCUCACCUGCAGGGCCUGGUCCAGGUGGCCAGCAGGGAGCAGCUUCUCUACCUGUACGCCAGGUACAAGCAGGUCAAAGUUGGAAAUUGUAAUACACCUAAACCAAGCUUCUUUGAUUUUGAGGGGAAACAAAAAUGGGAAGCAUGGAAGGCACUUGGAGAUUCAAGUCCUAGCCAAGCAAUGCAGGAAUAUAUUGCGAUGGUUAAAAAAUUGGAUCCGAAUUGGAAUCCUCAGAUACCAGAGAAAAAAGGGAAAGAAGUAAAUACUGGAUUUGGUGGAGCAGUUGUUAGUUCUUUGUAUCAAGAAGAAACUAUCAGAGAAGAAGACAAAAACAUAUUUGAUUACUGCAGGGAAAACAACAUUGACCACAUAACCAAAGCCAUCAGAUCAAAAAAAGUGGAUGUGAACAUGAAAGAUGAAGAGGGCAGGGCUCUACUCCAUUGGGCGUGUGACCGAGGACAUAAGGACCUAGUAACAGUCCUACUGCAGUAUACAGCUGACAUUAAUUGUCAGGAUAAUGAAGGCCAGACAGCCCUGCAUUACGCCUCUGCCUGUGAGUUCUUAGACAUUGUGGAACUGCUGCUGAAGUGUGGAGCUGACCCCACCCUACGAGACCAGGAAGGCUGUCUGCCCGAGGAGGUGACGGGCUGUAAAGCUGUCUCUUUAGUACUGCAGCAACACACAGCUGGCAAAGCUUAACUCCAUAGCUGGGAAGCUGCAGCCUUUACUAGCCCAGGGCUUCAAUAAUGAAAGAAAACUGCAAUAAUAACCCUUCUCUGCCACUCUUCUUUGGUAUGCAUUGGCUAAUGAGGAAUAGGACACUCAAAGUUGUUGACUGGUGGUUCAGAUCCUCACCAAUCCAUUCUAUCUGCAUACAUUUGGGAGAAUAGAUGAACUUAUAUGCAGUGCAUAAUGUGAUCUGCUCCUUUUGAGCAUGCUCUGAUAUUUAUCAGUGCUCAAGAGGGCGGGAAAAGAAAGCAGAUCAUCUUUCACAACAUCCAACGUGGCUGUUCUUUAAAAUAUAGAUAUAUAAGCAAAAAGUGACCAUUUUACACAAAAAAAUGAGGGUAUUCGUGAAAUACCUUAUUUUGUGGUAACCAAAUGACAAGUGGCACUAACACAACUGGACUUAGACAUUCCAAGUGAACUCCUCAUUUGACAUACACAUUUGAGAAGUGAAGAAGAGGUAGUGAUCAAAACCAGUAAGAAAAAAGGUUGCAUUCUCUGAGGGAGGUGGAAGGCAUAAGGAGAAUCAGUUAUUUUAUGAAAUCCUCCAGAUCUUGUGUACUUUAGAAUAAGAUCCAGUAAACACUCUCAGAGGAAGAGAUGUUGAUAAUGGACAAAGCACUGGUUAAGCCAGUAUUCUCCUAACCAACUCGAGGGGAGAAGAGAGUGGGAUUUUCUUAGUACCCAACUCUCUCUCUUCAAAUAUAAUGCUUGUAUCAGAAGGAUUUCAGCAUUUUGUUAGGUAAGAGGCUUUUAAGGUCGAGGAUGAACUGAUGUGCAAUUACCCAGGGCUUUUGAGAGUGGAGUGGACAUGAAGGUAACUUCUGUUGUUAUAAAAGUGUGCAGAUGCUUUUUAAGCAUAUGCCAGUGUCCAUCCUGGGCUGUAAGUUUGUUUUUUGAUCCAGGCUCAACCUAAUCCAGGAAACUCUUUUGAAAGCUGUUACUGCAUUUGAGGGGUAUAAUCGAUAUCAACAAAAUAGGAGCAGGCCAGUGUCUCAGAACUUUGGUUGGUGGCUAAGCUUUCCAUCAGCUUAUUACCUUCCCACAAGGAGUUCUUUCAUGGCAGAAGUCAGGCAUG